Molecule: messenger RNA, 2702 nt
Organism: Spodoptera frugiperda (fall armyworm)
Lineage: Eukaryota; Metazoa; Arthropoda; Insecta; Lepidoptera; Noctuidae
Gene: MCU
Product: calcium uniporter protein, mitochondrial
Exons: 8
Coding region: 405-1532 (375 amino acids)
Biological process (GO): mitochondrial calcium ion homeostasis; calcium import into the mitochondrion
Cellular component (GO): mitochondrial inner membrane; uniplex complex
Molecular function (GO): calcium channel activity; uniporter activity
Source: RefSeq, a predicted model, not a curated record
CGCGGGUGUUUUGACUGAAAGCGUUAUCUACGUUUCAAAAAGUGUAAUAAAUAUUUAUAGUGAUAAGAUUUCAGAGAUAUAACGAAGAUCUCUAAGCUAUCAUAAGGUCACAAUAUUUUACGUAUAAAUUAAAAUGGCAUAUAAGGUAUAUUUUUCUUGUAAAUAGUAAAAAAUCGGAACGUCGUCAAGUUUCUAAAUUUUAUUAUUUUUGUACUGUAAAAUAGAUUCGUCUAAAUAAUGUUUGUAUUUAUGUUUAAGUAAAAAGAUAUUAGGUUUUCGUUUGACAAAAUAGCUGCCCGGUUUGUAUCAUUACUUUCUCGGCAGCGGCGCCAGUGUGAUCGUACCGGUGUCGGUGUUACGAUAGACUAUACAUACCUACAGUAUUGUACAUACGUAGUGUAAAGAUGGCGUCGACGGUGUGUGUUUCUCGAUGCCGACUGUUAGCUAAAUUAGAAAUAAAUCGUGGUUUGUGUUUAUCACCGAUAUUUAGGGAUUUGUCGAAUAGCAGGGAGUCAUGGUGUCGUCGUUGGCGGCCCGCGCGCCGUACAUUCUUCACAAGUGUAUGUACACAUGGAUCUAAAACACCAACAAAAGUCGAGCAUGAAAAAUCUGAGGAGGUGACAGUAACGUACCGGCGCGGUUUGCCGGUACUCACCAUACCACUGCCGUCGCGGCGCGAGCGAUGCCGCUUCACACUCCGUCCCGUCUCGCAAACUGUCGGCGAUCUAUUAGAACAGGUGAAGGCUGAGGACCGUGGAGUGGAGCGCGCGACUGCGCUGGCGGCGGACGAGCGCGUGCGCAUCGCUGCGAGCGACACCAUCGAGGCUCUGCUGGAGAGCGACUUCCGACUCAUCAUUAACGAUACAGAGUACUAUGUCAAGACGCCGGCACAGGAGCGCCUAAGCCAAGAGGAGGUUACGCGGUUAAGCGACGUGCGGAACUUAGUGAACCAGCUGUAUGAAGCGCUGAACGUUCGAGAACACCAGAUACGUAAGGAGCGGGAGUUGAAGGCACAGCUGGAGAAACUGUCCACUGAGCUGCAGCCCUUGGAGGAGAAACGUAUGAGCCUCGAGGUGGAAACUACACGUCGUACAUCAGCCCUCACGUGGGUGGGUCUUGGAUUAAUGGGCGUGCAGUUUGGUGUGCUAGCUCGUCUGACCUGGUGGGAGUAUUCUUGGGACAUCAUGGAGCCUGUCACGUACUUCGUCACCUAUGGCACUGCAAUGGCCGCUUACGCCUACUUCGUUUUGACUAAACAGGAAUACGUUUUACCUGAUGUUAAAGACAGACAGCACCUGUUGACUCUGCACAAAAAAGCGAAAAAGAUUGGACUCGACAUUAAUCAUUACAACAGUCUUAAGGAUGAGAUAGCGAAACUAGAAAAAGACCUCAAUCGUCUCCGCGACCCUCUUCACAUUCAUUUGCCGAGUAACCUAGGAGGUAAGGGAGGUGGAGCUGAUGACAAACGUUCUCCUCUCUCGAAAAUAAAGGACAUGUUGGAGGAAACUAGCAAGAAGAUGAAAAUCACGUAAUAUUGGCUCAACGUCACGCGUCUUGGUCCUAAACGAUAAGGCGCGGUCCUUCGGUUCAUUAGGGAUAAAUAAAAAAAUAAUAAGCUUGUUGAUAAAUAAUUUCAAAUUGCUUACUCGUGUGAGAUGUAGCCCGUUGAAUAUUUAAAUUGAUAAUUAUUUAUUUAAAUUUGCGUUCCAUUUGACAGCGUUCUUUUUAUGAUGUGAUGAUGCCGUUUUAUUUUAAUUUGUAAGACAUUUGAAUACGUAAGGAGCUUUUGACACAUAUAUUUUUAUUUUUUGACGUAAUAAAUAAUGUCAUCAACGUGUUGACAUCCACACUGAAGCAGUUUGUACACUUUUGUUUGUAUUAUAAAGUUGGUUGUAUAGAAAUAGGUACAGAAAUUGUUGUUUUCAUAAAGCCUAAUGUGUCCGUACAAAAGGACCAAGUUUCAAUGUCCCUUAAAAACCAAAGUGAAUAUAUUACUUCUUGCCUUAUCUAUUUGACUUAGUAAAAUUUACAAAACGAAAAGAAAAAAAUGGUUCUUCGUAGGAUUUUUCAAUGUUAGCAAAUUUCCUUCUUUAAAAUAACUAGUAUAAUUUUAAAAUUUCGCUCAGUAAAUUGUUUCCUAAUUUUAUUCGUAUUUAUUAUUUAAGGUACUAAAAAUGAGUUGAAGGUUUAGGUUUGAAAUUGUGCAAUACACUAACACAAUACUUGGGUGCCAAUGUAUUAGAUAUUCAAAAAAUUCAGGGGAUGUUUUAUUUUUUAACAUAGUUUUAUGAAAUCUAGUCUUUUAACUAAUAUUCAAUGUAGUUCGAAUUAUUGAGUUUGAAAAAUAAUUUAAAAACAGACAAAAAUAAAAAUUGUACAGUAAUUUUGUUUUCAGUAUUUUGACAUUUAGAGUUAGACAAAAUGGCGGGAAUACAGAUAAAAAAUAGUGUCCAUGGAUUAAUUUUAGAAAUUGUACAAUUUAUAAUUGUUGUCUUUGGAUGAAUUUUAAACGUUUUCGUGUUUAUUUUUGAUGUAUAUAAAGCCAAUGUCAAUACAAUUUUUGUUAAAUAUUGCUCUUAAUUUUAAGCAUUAAUGAAAAUUAAAAAUUGCACAAAUAGUCUAGUUUAGUUAGUUGACCAGAGGCUUGUUCGUUUGACUGCAUAAUGUUGCCAGUUUGUUUUUAAUUAAAUUUUAUUAAAUAA